AUGCCGUAUCUGCUUGACCCCGUCUUCGACACCGACCGCGACCUCACCAUCAUCGCCAAUCAGGCAUCUGAUGAUGAUGUACCUUCCCUCCUCGUCUUCAGCCUCGUCGACGGUCGGCUCAUCCGCAAGCUCGAGUUGUACGGAAUCAUCCUGUCACAAGACUACCGAGUCCCGUACGCCGACGGCAAGAUCCUGGUCAACAUAGAAGAAGACAAGGAACGCUUCCCGCCCCAUGGCCUUACCAAGAUCUUGCUCUGCGACGUCGUGGGGGACGGCGGUGUCCUCGGCAGUGUCAACCUUCCCGCACGCCUCCAGGCUCGCGAGGAGCUGCGACGGAACACGAACGGAGGCGUGCUGCUGCCCGUCCACGUCCAGCCGAACGGCGACAUCGUUGCGACGUCCUCCGAGUCAUGGAGUAGCAAGAUGGAGGUCCUGUUCUGGCGGGGGGCGGACAUUCCGAAGUCCCCGGAGCCAGCCGCGAGCUUCACGCUCGAGGUUGGAGUCGAGGACGGCGAUCAGAUCUACCCGACGUGCAGCGUACCUCUGGACGAGAAGACGUUCUUGCUUGUCGUCUACGAGGCGGACGGUAACGUGCUCCCGAUGAG
Rhodofomes roseus is the source of this 605-nucleotide messenger RNA. RefSeq lists its product as uncharacterized. The record is from RefSeq and is a predicted model, not a curated record. NCBI's taxonomy places the organism in Eukaryota, Fungi, Basidiomycota, Agaricomycetes, Polyporales, Fomitopsidaceae. The annotation marks the transcript as partial. The transcript has a single exon.